AUGAAACCCCAAGCUAAACCCAAAAAGCUUCAGUCUUACCCUCUUCCAUCAUCUAUCAUGGCUUCCAACAAACCAGUUCUCAUUCUCCUUUCCCUCCUCACACUGUCCUCCAUCGUCAUCAUCAAACCCUCUCAUGCCGUUGAUUUCCCCAUGAGCAAACCUGGUUGGAAAAUCGCCGUCUACUGGGGACAAAACAACGAAUCCAGUGAAGGAACCUUAACCGAUGCAUGCGACUCUAAUCGCUACAACAUCGUCGCCAUCGCAUACCUCCAUGUUUCCGGCAACACAACAUCCUUAAACCUGGAAGACCACUGUCGUCCUCUCGGCAACUGCACCGCCCUAGCUUCACAAAUCCAGCACUGCCCUCUCGGAGCAGUGACCUUAGACGGUAUCGAUCUUGCCCACAUUGAAGACCGCUCAGAGCCAUGGGACGAACUCGUGAGGGCGAUCAAUGGUUCGACCCAAGACAAAAAGAUUUACAUUUCGGGAGCCCCACAUUGCAAUACCAGUUCCUUGGACAGUGCAAUCGAUACGGGUCUUUUCGAUUAUCUCUGGGUUCUAUAUUAUGGCCCAUCGGCUACGUGCGAAUAUUUAGGAAACAACGACUUCACAAAUCUUCUUAACUCAUGGGCAAAAUGGACGUCAAAGCCAGGUUUAGCUAAUAGCUCAGUGUUCUUGGGUUUAGUAGCGUCAAAUGAGACGUCCGCAGCAUCCUAUGGUUACAUACCACCAGAAGAGCUCAAGUCUGAAGUUCUUCCGACCGUGACGGAAUCUUCAAACUUCGGAGGAGUCAUGCUCUGGAACAGGUACUAUGACAAGAAAACAGGUUACAGCACUGAGAUAAAGGAUGCCUUGGGCACAAAAGUUUUUGAAUGCGCACGCCAGGUUCUUGCAUCAAGGAGAUUCAACAGUCUCUUGGCCAAAUCUGUGUAA
Messenger RNA from Neltuma alba, 933 nucleotides. Its product is annotated as acidic endochitinase-like. The transcript has 2 exons. The record is from RefSeq and is a predicted model, not a curated record. Bases 1 to 933 code for a protein of 310 amino acids. NCBI's taxonomy places the organism in Eukaryota, Viridiplantae, Streptophyta, Magnoliopsida, Fabales, Fabaceae. Gene Ontology annotation, biological process: carbohydrate metabolic process. Gene Ontology annotation, molecular function: chitinase activity. Gene Ontology annotation, cellular component: extracellular region.